GACGUCGGGGCGCGGCUGUACGGUGCUGAUGAGCCAGUGGACGUCUUUGUAGUACGGUGUCACUCCAAAGGCUUGAUCCGAGCUCGCCGCUACGCGCCAUGGGCGUUCUCCGCCUUGCGACCAAAUACGGCAUGGACCCUCUCCGGAAGAUCAUCAUGCAGUGCAUCCAGUCCGACUGGCCACAGACGCUACAGGAGUGGGACUACCUGCAGGCCUCAAUCGCGCACGCGCGCGAGCUCAAGCACGCCGCCCCAUCUAUGAUCAUGGAUCAGACCUCGGACGGCACGGGCCCGUGCCGGAGCCCGUACGUCGACGACUCGUACCCAGAGCCGGCGUCCGCGAUCCGCCUCGCGGUCGAGUUUGGCCUCGCGGGCGUGCUCCCCGCCGCGUUCUACCAGCUCGCGAUCAUCGAUCCGAGUGCGGACUGGGACGAGUUCCGCGACGCGGGCGACGCCGCGGCGGCGUGGGAGCACCAGUGCGCGCUCGCGAACGGCGGGCGCACCGCGCGCUGGACGCUGCUCGACCGCGCGAACCUGAUGCGCUUCCUUCGCGGGCGCACGAAGCUCGACGAGUGGCUCAGCGACAUCGAGGACUGCCUCACGUCGUACCUCGGCACCGCCGAGUGCGUCGACGUCUACCACUGUGAACGCGAGCGCGGCAACUGCCGUCGCCAGUUCCUGCUUGAGGGCCCCGGACGCACACGCCCGUUCGACCCGCUCCAGGCGACGCGGCACCUGGUCAACGUCAUUCCCAACUACCAGCUCUGCGGGGCGUGCGCACGGCACAUACGGAGUGAACUGCUGCGGGUACGGCAGGAGAUAUGGGAUGAGAUACCGACGAUGUUCAAUCUUCCUAUGGGGCCUUCUUCAUCGUCUGCGUCGUGACUCGGACCUUUUCAGUGACUUGUAUUGUACAUAUACCCACGAACUGCUGUACCGCCCGUGUACAUGUAGUCGCAACCGUGUCUCGUGUCUGCAAAAUUAUGGUAGAUCUGUACAGUAACUAGCAUUUCCAUACAUGUUACAGCUUGGAUUGUUUCGGAUUUUCUAUGUAUGUAACAUCCAUAAUCCCCUGGCACGGAGUGUCAGAGAACAUGCAUGCACACUGAUCAAGUUACACCACACACGUUCGGCCGGAACAGCCAUCACUUCACAUCCGCGCCAAAUGAGACUUACACGAGCAUAUGAAAACAACAGAGUACACAAGCGAUACCAUGGGACAUGCGGCACGAUGCAGUGUGAAAAAAGAUGAGGGUAUUCAAUAGGCAGAGUAUCGCCAAAUCGCAAACUAUUAGGAGUGACUGACAAACGGAUGCGCGAGUUACGUGCCUAGUAGGUGAGCGUACGAUCAUCAUAAAAAGAAAACAGCGCCAACAGACAGACCCUCCGAUGCUACUAUAAAACAUGCACCGGUAGCGUCGCCGUUGUAAUAACCCGUCGUCGUAAAGUAAGAGCGGUGAGCGAAUAAUGGUAAAGAGAAGGCAUGGGGAACAGCGGCGACUUGAUAUAAAAAAGGGGGGAAUCGCAAGGCAAGUUCCGGAAAACCAAAGAUAAGCUGCGAACUUGAGAGGAAUGGGCAUUAGAGCGAUGGGACAGUCGUGAAGGGUCAUCAACAAGAAAGGAGAAAGAAAGCGCAUCGCAGGUAUAUAGCGCCUAUGCGGCAGCAGCGACCUGGGGCGCGGCAGCAUGGGGCGCAACAGCAGGGGCCUCAACCUUGGGCUCCUCGGGUGAUGCUGGUGCCUCGGCAGCGGGUGCGGGCACAGUCUCCUGGUCCGCAGGGUUCUCCAGGGGCGCGACGGGAGCAGGUUCCUCAAUCUUGGGAGGAGCAUCAUCCUCGGCCUCGGUGACCUUAGCAGGGACAGCAGGCUCCUUGUGUCUGGGCUUGAAGAAGUCACCGACACGCGCAGACAGGCGGCGGCCAACCUUGGGAGACUUGGGCUUCUCCUCCUUCUACCAGGUGACCCGAUCAGUCG
Molecule: messenger RNA, 1972 nt
Organism: Phanerochaete carnosa HHB-10118-sp
Lineage: Eukaryota; Fungi; Basidiomycota; Agaricomycetes; Polyporales; Phanerochaetaceae
Exons: 1
Coding region: 99-884 (261 amino acids)
Source: RefSeq, a predicted model, not a curated record